This is a messenger RNA of Phlebotomus papatasi, 1492 nucleotides long. Its product is annotated as protein-lysine N-methyltransferase EEF2KMT. Lineage: Eukaryota; Metazoa; Arthropoda; Insecta; Diptera; Psychodidae. The transcript has 3 exons. The coding region runs from base 1 to 948 and encodes 315 amino acids. The record is from RefSeq and is a predicted model, not a curated record.
AUGAUUUCAAGUGAUUUGCAGGAGUUACAGACAAAAUUCCUCUGUGGUUAUCCUGUGAAAAACCUAGAUUUCCACAAAGUAUUCCACAACAUUUCAUGGGAUGCACAGAAGAUGUUUCUUCAACAGACUAUAAGUCAUCCAUUGGUUAAUUCAAAGCCAAUAUCGUGGUCUUAUCAAGUUGCUUUUCUUCGAGUGGCUCUUGAGAGUCUCGAGAAGAAUACAGUAGAAGUGCAGGAAGAUUUCUACACAGAAUACUUGAGACUGCAGCAAUUGGCUUCACUUGAUCAGAGUCAUGUGUACAAGCACUAUCGUGUGCGCUCAAAUGGCCAGAAGAUUGUCUCAGUGAGAGAAAGUCCAAGGUUGAUUUGCGAUGGAACAACUGGCCUAAGAACAUGGCCAGCUUCUAUUGCCCUUUGCGAAUGGUUCACUCACAAUACCAAUGAAUUUUCUGGGAAGACAAUUCUCGAGCUUGGAGCGGGUGUUGGAAUGGCUGGAAUUGUGCUGGCUCAGAUAAUUAAGACAAGUCGCAUAUACCUAACGGACUUUCAUGAGAAAGUGUUGAGUAUAUUGCAAGAAAAUCUCAAUGAAAAUCCCCCAGAAAAUGACAAUGUUGUGCACGUUUGCCAAUUUGAUUGGUUUUCCGAAGUGGAUUAUGAAAAAUUGAGCAAAACCUGCUGUCCAGAUAUCAUUUAUGCGGCCGAUGUUAUUUACGAUAGUGACAUUUUUCCAGCACUCUGUCAAGUUUUGAUGCGUUUUAUCAAUAGUCACAACUCUCCACGAAUAAUUAUAUCUUGCACAGUGCGAAAUGAAAAAACUUAUGAGGAUUUUAUUGAGAAACUAGACAAUUGCGGACUUUGCAUUUCACCGGAGAACUUACACGAACCAAAUAAUUUUUACUGGACAGAUCCAAGUGAAAUAGUAAUAUUUAGUGUGAAUAAAAAGAAUUAGCAAACAUGUAAUUUUAUUUUAUAAAAUUGAAUAUUUCUAUCGCCGAAUAAAACAAUCUUACAUCAUUUUUUUUUAUUUUAUCUUUUCUGCAACAGAAAUUUCUUGAUCCAUUUCUUCUUUUUAAUUAUUAAUUUUCCGCUAGGAGCGCUGUUAACUCUCGAUGACAUUAAAUUUAACCUCAAAAUUCACCUUGGAUUUUGUUCUGUCAGAUUAAUUUCUACAGUGCUGUCUCGCUAUAUGCACAGUUUAGGUACUUUUUUUGACAGUUCUCUCUCUGAAUAUGCACAACUUUUUUUGAAAUUCCCAACGGUUUUUUUCUUUCUUUUAAAACAUUAUUAUUUUUUUAUUGUUCUAGAAUUCCCCGUGUUAUUUUAACUAUAAUAUGAGACAGAAAAAAUAAAAUUAAGAUAAUUAAAAACAAGAAAAAUUAGUUACCAAGAAAAUAAUUUUCUUUAUUACUUUGUCAAAAUGUAAACAAAUUGAUUUUGAAUGCAACCGACACAAAAGCUGUGCAUAUAGAGAGUGUGCAUAUAAAGAGACAGAA